AUGUCAACAAGAGUAAGCUACAAUGUUGAUCGAAGGGGAGGCGUCGCCGGAAGGAGAGACAUCACCGGAGUAGGAGACGCCAACGUAGAUAAGAGUGUUGCUGCAAGAUUGGCAGAAGAAAUGGCAGUCAAACUUGGGGAAGAAUUUGGUUAUACUAUUCGGUUUGAAGAUGUCAUAAAUUCAGAUUUAACAAGGAUCAAAUUUCUAACAGAUGGAGUAUUACUAAGAAAAAUGAUGGAUGAUCCUCUUUUAAGCAAAUACAGUGUGAUUAUGAUUGAUGAAGCUCAUGAGAGAUCCCUUUCAACAGAUAUAUUAUUAAGUCUCCUAAAAAAGAUACAACGCAGAAGGCCUGAGUUGCGCCUGAUUAUUGCAUCAGCCACAAUUGAAGCAAAAUUAAUGGCUAAGUUUUUUCAUAACAGGAAAAGGAGGCCACAGUUGGAUGGAGAUGAUAAUGGACUGCAGACUAAACCUGCUAUUUUGUCUCUAGAGGGUAGAGGAUUUAAUGUACAAAUUUUUUUGAUUGAGGAACCUGUUUCAGACUACUUUCAAGCUACUGUUUCAACAGUAAUAUCAAUUCAUGAUAAGGAGCCAAUGGGGUAUAUUCUUGUCUUUUUAACAGGGCAAACUGCAAUUCAAAAUGGAAUAUAUAAUGAUAUAAUGAUAUAUGCAUGA
Messenger RNA from Lactuca saligna, 672 nucleotides. NCBI's taxonomy places the organism in Eukaryota, Viridiplantae, Streptophyta, Magnoliopsida, Asterales, Asteraceae. The record is from the annotation of a GenBank genome assembly.